Molecule: messenger RNA, 2770 nt
Organism: Nannospalax galili (Upper Galilee mountains blind mole rat)
Lineage: Eukaryota; Metazoa; Chordata; Mammalia; Rodentia; Spalacidae
Gene: Slc30a10
Product: solute carrier family 30 member 10
Exons: 4
Coding region: 68-1492 (474 amino acids)
Biological process (GO): detoxification of zinc ion; intracellular zinc ion homeostasis; zinc ion transmembrane transport
Cellular component (GO): membrane
Molecular function (GO): zinc ion transmembrane transporter activity
Source: RefSeq, a predicted model, not a curated record
UGCAGCGGGGAGGCGGGUUGCUGCACCCCCACCUGUUGCAGCGGCCAGGGCCGCGCGGGCUGCGGAGAUGGGCCGUUACUCCGGCAAGACGUGCCGGCUGCUCUUCAUGCUGGUGCUCACGGUGGUCUUCUUCGUGGCCGAGCUGGUGUCGGGCUACCUGGGCAACUCCAUCGCGCUGCUCUCGGACUCGUUCAACAUGCUGUCGGACCUGAUCUCGCUGUGCGUGGGCCUGGGCUCCGGCUACAUCGCGCGGCGCGGGGCCCGGGGCUCGCGCGCCACGUUCGGCUAUGCGCGGGCGGAGGUGGUGGGCGCGCUCAGCAACGCCGUCUUCCUCACGGCGCUCUGCUUCACCAUCUUCGUGGAGGCCGUGCUGCGCCUCGCGCGGCCCGAGCGCAUCGACGACCCGGAGCUGGUGCUCAUCGUGGGCACCCUGGGGCUGGCGGUCAACGUGGUGGGCUUACUCAUCUUCCAGGACUGCGCCGCCUGCUUCUCCUGCUGCGCCCGGGCUCGCCGCCACCGCCCGCCGCCGCAGCCGCUGCACCGGGGCAGCCCGGGUGGAGCUUUGGGGGGUCCUCAGGGGACUGCGACCCCGACAGCCCCCGGCACGGACUCAGCGGUGACCCUCCGGGGGGCCUCGGUUGGAAGAAAAGAGCAGGAGGGCGCGACCGUGUUCUCAAAUGUAGCAGGUGAUUCCCUGAACACCCGGAAUGAGCCAGAAGAGACAACGGAAAAGCUGAAAAAGUCCGAAGCCCUGAAUAUCAGAGGUGUUCUUUUGCAUGUGAUGGGAGACGCCUUGGGGUCUGUGGUUGUAGUCAUCACGGCCAUCAUAUUCUAUGUCCGUCCCCUGGGACGUGAAGACCCGUGUAACUGGCAAUGCUACAUUGACCCCAGUCUGACUGUUGUCAUGGUCAUCAUUAUUUUGUCAUCUGCCUUCCCACUCAUAAAGGAGACUGCUGUCAUCUUGCUGCAGAUGGUCCCCAAGGGAGUCAACAUGGAAGAUCUGAUGAGCAAGGUCGAUGCAGUGCCUGGAAUUAGCAGCAUGCAUGAAGUGCACAUCUGGGAACUUGUGAGUGGGAAGAUCAUCGCCACCCUGCACAUCAAGUACCAGAAGGACACGGGGUACCAGGAGGCCAGCAGAAAGAUCAGAGAAAUCUUCCACAGUGCAGGAAUCCACAAUGUGACGAUACAGUUUGAAGCCGUGGACUUGAAGGAGGCCCUGGUGCAGAAGGACUUCCUGUUGAACUGCAGCACCCCCUGCAUCUCUCAGAGCUGCGCUAAGAAGCUGUGUUGCCCCCCAGGAGCGCUGCCACUGGCUCACGUCAACGGCUGUGCAGAGCACAAUGGUGGACCAGCUCUAGAGACAUACCGAAACAUAAGAGAUGCCCCAGAAGUGGCCAUUGAUGUGGUUUUGGAUGGUUGUGUGAGGGACCACGGACAAAGCCUCAGUAAAACUCAGGAGGAACAAUGUUAUGAAAACAGUACUCAUUUUUAGUCUGGUACCCACAUAGAAUCAGACUAGGUAGACAAGCACUUUGGAAUCACCAGCUCGACUUGUGGGAAGAGCUUUGUGGGUUGUGGGCUCUAACUACACUUGGUGUGUGCACUCUGUGUCAGUACAGGUUGGGUGUUGGGGACAUGGGUGAAGUAUACCUGUUGAUUGUCAUGUGGACUAACCCCUUCCCAUUACCCUUGGUAGCUCAUGCUGCUCUGCACCAGCUUUAGUUUGAACGUGCAUUUUCUAAGGUGAACUGCACUAAUGUUGUAUAUAUCAGGGAUGUUGAGGGCUCAAACUCGAUGACUGUGGGCACUGGAUUCAAAGUCAUUCUUGUUUUUCUUGUGGUGCUGGGGAAUUGAAUCCAGGUCCUCAUGUAUGUUAAGUAAGCUCUGUUAAUGAGCUGCACCUUUUAAGCCUUGUUUUUAAACUGAUCAGAACUUCUAGCAGACUCUCUGAGCUCAUAGACUAAGUGUGCCAAAAAAACUGACACACCAGAAUGGCUGUGCUCUCUCCCGUUUCUGUCCAAGAUCGUCAAAGAUAAAAGUAAGGCAUUUGUGGCACUGCAGACGUAUAUUUGCUUAGUUUUGGUUUUGGAUAAUGCAAAAUGAACAUGUCAAAUAAAGGUGGGAAAAAAGAAUGUAUUAGGGUAGAAAAUGUCCUCAGAGCAUUAGAGGAGGUAGAAUUUUCUGGGGUGGUGAGAAAAAAUGGGUUUGGGCUCUCCAUUUUGUGAGGUGCGAAGUGAGUAAUGUUUACUUUCUACUGGGAACUGAACUGCAGCUAUAGUGUGUUUUAACUAUACACUACAUUCUUUCCAUGUGGCAGUGCGAGGUUACACUGCUGCCCCCUUAAAUGCUCCUCCAUACAUACUUACUGUCUUUGAGAGUCUCCAGGAAGAAUUGCUGUCAUUUAGUGUUCAGAUAAUGGUUUUCUUGUCUGAAUGUUCUUAGCGCCUUCUUUUGUAUGACCGUGUUGAUCAAAGCAGCAUUGCCAGGGGAAAAAGAAUAUUCCUGGGUCAGAAGACGUGCCAUUGGGUACCAAUUCCUGCCAAAUAAAUAAGCUAGGCUGUCUUUCCUGUAAUUAAAAAUAUUUUAAAGUAUUUAUUAUAGUUGACAACAACUAACUGGAUGGAGAAGUUGAUUUCCAAAGGAGAAAUAAAAAUUAAUUUGAUUGCUACUUUCAAUAUAUUUGGAGGAGCUUAGAAUUUUAUGUCUCUGCCCGGUAUUACCAAGUACAAAUAAAUUGAUCAGAAUCUGAUUCAGACACAUAACUGAACCA